AAAGGCCAGCGAUGCAUGCUCUAUCGAAGGCUCUAUCUUGGAGGAGAAAGGGUCCCUUUUCAUAACCUCCAAGAAGUGUCGCGCAGACCUGUUGCUCCUGCAUCUCACCUUCUCAACGCGGACAAUGCCGCGCAAACUCCCGUGGCUCACCCAGAGCACAGCGAAGGCAAAGCAAGCAGCGAGCUCUUCUGAAGGGCCAAAGGCUGCAAGGCCCGCGAAGAGGCAACGACUGGUUACGCCAGAGUUUGAUGAAUAUGAGGAAAAUGAGUUCAUCAGGGCUGACGCGUCAAACGUGAGGAAAGGAAAAGAAAGAGCAGAACGUGCAAUGUCGUCUUCUCCCAUCCGCUCAUCAGCUGAAGAGGGGCCGCCGCCAAAAGAAUAUAUGAAAGAAGGCAUCGGUGCUGACGACGACUGGAUGAUGGUAGAGGAUGAGUUCUUAGCAACCGCAACUCUGUUCACUAAACAUCUUCAUCAAGCCGAGUAUGCGCGGUUGAGGAAACUUCAUGUGGAGACCAAACCCACUGCGGGUGGCAUGCCAACUCUACAGAAUGGAAAGAUGCCAGCCGAAACAAAGAAUCGCCUUAGCGCCGAAGCGAAAGCCACAGCUCAAUGGAAUUUGAUACAGAAGUCUUUUGGUUACGAAGAAGGCGAACACCCGUCUUCACCAGAACGAUCGAACUUGCGAGGCCUCACUAAAGGGCCUCCUCCCUCGGCCGUUCUGAGUGCGAAUCCGAGACAACCGAAACCAAAACCACGACGAGAUUCAUCUCCUCCGCAGCGGAGAAGAGAGACAACUACUACGAGCGCACGGCAAUCUAAUCGCAGCAUCCUGGCUGGAGCGGCUAAGGAACUCAAUGGUAUCUCUGCAUCAGAUGACAGCGAUGAUCUCGACGCUCCAGCAAGACCACGACAAUCAGCGAAACCGGCUAUGUCCCGGGCCCAAAAAUGCUUUGGCGGCCCAAAUACCAGCAAAUCUCUUCCAUUAUCGCCACCUCAACGUCCACCAGAUCCACAGCCAUUAACCUCAAGGAAGCCACUACCAUCGUCUGCCACGUCUAAACCGAUAUCAUCAUCGCGCCUAUCCACCUCAGAUUUCCUGGAUGAUUUCAAACCGCGUAAGAGUCAAAAGUCUACAGGGUCUUUGGUCAUCACCCAGCAUCCAGAACCACCAGACGAUCUCAUGUCUCGUAUUGCAAAGCGGAGGGCAGAAAGAGCGAGAAAGCAGGCAGACGAGAAGAAGAAGAGUGUUUUGCUUGAAGAGAUACCCACAUUCCUAGUUUGAUCUAUCUGACAAGAUUUCCUUUCCUCAUGAUACCCCUUGGAUGUAUAUGCGACUAUUUUCCAUGCCCAUUUCCAACCAACUUUCCAUAACUUUGCUCUCCGAGCCCUUCAGUUCCUCACUUAUAGAACUUCGAACUCUAUCAUUACCAACCAUGUCUUUAGGCACUAAAUUCCAUUAGCAUG
This is a messenger RNA of Mytilinidion resinicola, 1464 nucleotides long. RefSeq lists its product as uncharacterized. Lineage: Eukaryota; Fungi; Ascomycota; Dothideomycetes; Mytilinidiales; Mytilinidiaceae. The record is from RefSeq and is a predicted model, not a curated record. The transcript has 3 exons. The coding region runs from base 125 to 1282 and encodes 385 amino acids.